Messenger RNA from Naumovozyma dairenensis CBS 421, 1368 nucleotides. RefSeq names its product Mrm1p (gene MRM1). Gene Ontology annotation, cellular component: mitochondrion. The record is from RefSeq and is a predicted model, not a curated record. Gene Ontology annotation, biological process: rRNA methylation. Gene Ontology annotation, molecular function: RNA methyltransferase activity; RNA binding. The transcript has a single exon. The coding region runs from base 1 to 1368 and encodes 455 amino acids. Lineage: Eukaryota; Fungi; Ascomycota; Saccharomycetes; Saccharomycetales; Saccharomycetaceae.
AUGAUAAAGAAUGGUAAUGCGAUAGCUACGUUAAGACUUUUUAGAACAAAUCGUUUUUCUUUCAAACGAGAAUUAUCCAUCAAGCCUGGAAUUGUUACCACUAAAGGGAAGAAUAGUCGUGGUAAUGAUGGUUCGAUUAAAUUUGAGAAAAAUAUUCCUAUAUAUGGUAGACCUAAAGCAUGGGAAUUAGCUAAAGAGGAUAAAGAGACGUGGUUCAAACGUAAAUAUGCACAUGUCCAUGCUCGAAGGAAGAUGGAAAGAGCAGAAGAAGAAGGUGGGAAUAGAAAUGUUGAUCCGUAUGGUAAGAAGGAAGCGCAUUUAGAAAGAUUGAGACGAUAUUCUGAUGUUAAACGUAGUCAAUAUGAAAAUCAUAGGACUAAAUUUCAAAAGGUUAAUCCUUUAAGUGGGUUACAAAUCAAUCCAUUGAUGGAAUAUAUUUAUGGUACAAAUUGUGUUUUAAUAGCGUUGAAACAAAAUAAACGAGAAUAUUUCAAUAGAUUAUGGUAUCAUGGACGAUUAAAUGAUGAACUUAUUCAAUUAUGUAAGGAACGAGAUGUGGAAUUGAUUGAAACUGAUAAACAUCGUUUGAAUUUGUUAACGAAUUAUGCAGUACAUAAUAAUGUUGUUUUGGAGACUAAGCCAUUAGAUAUCAUGGAGAUAUCACAUUUGACAAUGUGUGAUCCUACUAUUGGGGAGUUUGGAUUCAAAGAGGUAGGAUUUGAUCGUAAUGAUUUGACUGAUCAUACGAUGAAAUAUAUUUGUAAUUUUACUGAAGGAGAAGGAGACAGGGAGGAAGUAUCAAUAAAGACAAGAAAUCGUACGAAGAAGUAUCCAUUUGGCUUGUUUUUGGAUGAAGUUGUUGAUCCGCAUAAUAUGGGGGCCAUCAUUCGAAGCGCAUACUUCCUUGGUGUAGAUUUUAUUGUUUUAACGAGGAAGAAUUGUGCCCCCUUAUCACCUGUUGUACUAAAGACAAGUAGUGGAUCUAUGGAAUGUAUGCCAAUCUUUUGUGUUGAUAAACCUUUACAAUUUUUCACAGAUUCUCAACGAGAAGGUGGUUGGGCAUUUAUUACUAGUCAUGUUAGUGAUGCUAAUGGUAAGAUUAAAGAUUUGAAAUAUAUUAAAGAUAAGAUAUUAGAUCUACAUGAUCUAAGUGGGAAAUGUUUGGAUUUCCCCAUUAUGCUUGUUAUUGGUAACGAAGGAGCAGGAGUACGAACCAAUUUACGUAUGAGAAGUGAUUUCUUUGUCGAGAUUCCCUUUGGUAGAAAGCAAGAGAUAUUGGGACCAGGCAAUAAAAUGGGACUCCCUAUUGUAGAUUCUUUGAAUGUCAGUGUGGCUACUGCCUUGUUAAUCAACAGCAUCUUGAAUUGA